AGCUUGUGUUGGGCAUUAUUGUCGGUGUUGCUUGGCUAUGUAGCAUUCGGCUAGCGGCUAAUGCUCACGAUUUUCGCAAUUUUGUCGACGUUAUCAUCAAAUCAGCUGAAUACAACAAAGUUUCGCUUCGGUGGAGGAUUACUGGGUUCACGGUGGGAUUCAUCACCGCUUCCCAACAUGGAAAUGAUGACUGGAAAUGCUUCUUCAGCUGCCUGGAGAUGACCUGCCACCCUUUUGGGAAUGGUCAGAAUGGGGCCAGAUGUGCCCCUUCUCAAUGAGUACAAGCAGGAGUUCUUCUGGAAGCGCUUCCCCCAAACGGUGUUGGGGGGUCCGCGCUUCAAAUUGGGCUACUGCGCUCCACCGUACGUCUAUGUCAAUCAGGCCGUGCUUUUCCUGACACCAUGGCUUUUCGGGGGCGUCAGCACGCUCCUCUGCCAGUUGCAGCUUCUCCAGGAGCUGCACGCCGCCAUGCUUUCCGGCGCGCUGAUGUUUGCGGCAGCCGCCGCCGUCCAGGCAGUGGCGUUGUAUGCCGGGCGACGGAGCGGUGCCGUGGAACGGCUCGGAGCACCCAACACCCUCGUGGAUGAAGAGGAAGUGGAGUUUACUCACUGCGUCAGCCCAGAGACGGUCCGAUUCAUUGCUCCUGGGAAGAUAUUUGGGCUGAAUGUUGUGAUUCAUACGGUACUAGCUGGACUUCUGUGUGCUUUCGGGACAUGGUAUGUGCUACUUGGCAGACUGACCGCUCUGUACGGUAGCAUAAGUGUCUCCCUGGUCGUUUUUGUCCUAAGUUGGGUGACUGUGUGCAUUGCGGAGUAUUCCCUGGUUGUGAAUACAGCCACAGAGACUGCUACUUUCCAGGCGCAGGACACUUAUGAGAUUACCCCACUCACUCGACCCAUCUACAUUUUCAUUUUCAUUGUUGUGGACUUGACUGAUAGGUUCUCUGGCCCAGUUCCGGAGCUCCAACUUGCCAGCCAGGUUCUUCAUGUGCUUUUCCUCUUCCUACCUCUGCUGUGGGCACUGGGAAUACUACCUCCCCUCGAUGCCUUGUUCCUCUGGGGCAUGGAGCAGGUGCUUGUGUUUGGAUUAGGAGGCUCCCCCAUGUCCAGCAACUUCAGGUUGCUUUUGAUGUUUGGCGUUUCUGCUGGCGUAGCUGUGUGCAAUUACUUUAUCCCAUCAACACUGGGAGUCGUCCUCUUCUCCACCGCGACGGGAUUCCUGCUGAGCCUGGAUCUCAGCCAGGUUGGCGCCCUCUGCAAUGCUCCCAAGGCCCACUGCAAGGACUACGGCCCGCGCAGAGGCAGGUCUCCGCCGCCGCCUCUUUCCAACACCUUUGGCUGGAAUCUGGGCUGCAGGGAGGUGGUGAUGUAUGCGUGCCUGUUGUUGGCGGCACUGGCAGAAGCUGGCCUGUUGCAUCACUUCCACAGUUCAGCUCAGUCCCACAGUUUGGUCAGGGGACCCCAGGCUCCUGUCAGCUACCUCCUCCUGGUCCUCUUCUCCCUCUGCUGGCUUCUCAGAGAGAUCCAAGGGGCCUAUGUGUGCGCCGGCUUAUUCCUCAAUCCGGUGUACCCGAAAGGCAUGUCCAGUGUGCAGACUUUCGAACAGAAGAACAGAGGCUUAUUCAUUGCAGCAGCCAUCAGAAGAGUCCUCCUUUAUCUUGUGUCUCCGUUUGCAUUGAUUGCUUUCCUGUCUAUGGACAAAUCCCUGCAGCAGCUCCAUGGGGUUCCUCUCAGUGUGGGAUUCGCACGAGCUUUCAGAGUGGCAUGGCAGAGCUCAGAGGAUGCUUUAUUGCAAAUGGUCGUGGUCGUCAUUGUGCGUCUUGCAGCCGGAAACAAUAGGCUGCCUGGGUGGGACAGCCUCGGCACGGGGGUGCAGCUUCUGCUGGUUGGCCUUCUGAUGGAUCGACUGACCCAGUUCCUGGCCAAGUUAAAGUUCACCCUCACCGUGUUGGUGACAUCUUGGACUGAGAAGAAGCAGCGGCGUCAGUCGGCCGGAACCCUCCUUGCGCUCAACGCCUCCCUCUGCCCGCUGCUGUUGGCUGUGGUGACCCUGUCUGCCCUGCUCUCUGCCCCCUUACUCCCCCUCUUCACACUACCCAUCUUCCUGGUGGGCUUCCCCAGGCCUCAGCGCAGUUGGCCGGGGCCCGUCGGUACUGCCUGUCCGUGCCCAGACUCCAUCUUCUACCAGCAGAUGAGUGGAAGUCUUGCCUCUGCCCUGAGGACGGCCUUUGCAAGAGGAUCGCUGGGUUCUUUAGCACCAGGCUCUCACUUUCUUGGCCGCUUUCAGGACCGCAUGGUUUGGAUCAUGAUUUUGGAGAGAGGAUACGGCUACUGCACCGUCAAUAUUAAGGGUUUGGAGCUACAGGAGACAUCUUGCCACACGGUAGAAGCACGUAGGGUGGAUGAGGUUUUCGAGGCUGCUUUCGAGCGGCCGGAGCGUCUUGGUUUGACUCAAGGGUUGAACCUUCACUGGGCCAACGCUCUCACACCUUGCACAGCGCUGGCGGUGCGCGUCUACUCGGACGCCCGCAACGUCCUCUCGGGCAUCAUCGACUCUCACGACAACCUGAGGAAGCUUCAGGAUGACUUUCUGAAAGCCUUGGUGUGGUUGCUCUUGCGUUAUUGUGUCAAGAAGCAUAAAGGCUCUAUGUGGAGCUGUGACGACGGGGCGGGAAUCGGGGGCCGAAAGUCGCAAUCUUCCCAGCAGGCGCAGCAGACUGCAUGCAACCAACCGCCUGAGGCUAUCGUGGUGGAAUCCAAAGUAUCUUCCCUUAGAUUCAGACAGGACAGCUCGAGCAUGACAUCCUUUGGAGACUGGUCAGAUGAGGAUGAUCUUUUUGGACCUCAACCAGCCAGGCGGACGGUUGCCCUGGUGACGGCAGAGGCCCAGUCUGGACACACAGUGCUCCAGACGGGAGCCUCUCUUCCAGGGUCUGUCGAGAUGGACAGUCUGUUUGAAAACAUGGCCCUCUCGGCCCUGCAGCCAUUACAGCCUUUGGGACUGGGCAUCGGGAUGCCAGCGGUCGACAAAGGUCACAACACGGAGAUCUUCAAAGAGAGUCCCGGCUCGCUCCACCAGCUGACGUUCAGCUGCCCUCAGUCCGAGGUGUUCAACCUACCGACGGGAUGGAGGACGGCGCCGAUGUUAGCAAGCAGGCUGCUGCACCUCAGGCCGUUAUUCCCCGAGGACUGGUUCAGGUUUGCCCUGAGCAGGUUCGGACCGGUCUUGCAGAGCGACACUUCCGAGGACAUGACCAAAGCUCUAAAGGAAGACGAAACCUUGAAGGACCUCCACGCUCAGGUGGCACUCUCGUGUCUGGUGUCGCUCGGCGCUGAGUCGGCCUUCACCAGUCCCAGUUACAUCUACAGGCUCUACUGUGGAGACGUGCCAUGGUCAGAGGGCCUCGAAUGGCUCUCCUCCAGCAAAGAACUUUAUCAGCUCGCUCUUAGGGCUUUCAGGUUUAGUUUUAAGCUCCUGUUCGAUCAAGCCAGCCUUGGGCCGAUGGAGUCCCCCGAGGAGAUGUUCAGUACUUUGGAGGAAUAUGAAAGGGACUGGUACAUUGGAUUGGUGUCCGAGAAAGGCUGGCAUGACAGCGUCCUUCAGGAGAAGCCAUUCCUCUUCUCUUUAGGUCAUGACCUCUCCAUGGGUACGUACACUGGGCGAGUGCUGUCCUUGCAGGAGCAGUUGGUGCAGGUGGGCCGACUGAAUGGCGAAGGGGUGCGAGGCCAGUGGGCCAACCUGUCUUGGGAGCUCCUGUAUGCCACUAACGACGAUGAGGAGCGCUACAGCAUCCAGGCUCACCCCUUCAUGUUAAGGAACCUGACUGUCCAGGCGGCAGACCCACCUCUGGGGUAUCCCAUUUACUCAUCAGCACCCCUUCACUUCCCCUGCCUCUGACCACUGAGGUGAGGAGCGCUUUUUUUUCUUUUUCGUUUUUUUUACUCCACCACAAGGUUUCAUGUUUUACCAAUGAGGAUGAAAGAAUAGACAACAGGGAUCUUUUCCCUAGAAUGAUGGAAUGUUGACAACUUUUUUUAUGCAUAUAUCAUGGUGCUUUAGUGCAUUACCACAGAGAAAUACACAUCAAGCUGGGAAAUGCACAUUUGUACUGACACAAGCCAGUUUAGAUGGAUACAUGAAUCACGAUACAGUACACUGAAAAUCAUGAUUGGAGGUUAAAUUUAAACUCACAGUGGUUUGGGAGUUGAUGAUUUUAAAGCUUUUUUUAUUUGUUACAAUAUUUAAAUAAUGACCCAACCUUUCUGCGAAAAAGGGAAACAAUACAAUUAUUGUCAAGAUAUCAAGAAUGUGCCUUGGGUGUGUCAUGCUGUAUGCUUUCAGUGCAAUUUGUUUGUUUACAGUUCACUUGUUUACAACUUUUAAAAUAAUUGUUCAACAGUGAUCAUAGUAUUGUACAUAUUGCUCAUUUUAUAUGUAUAUCUGUAUAUAAUAAAAUGACUUGUAAGAAGCUGAUAUUUCACUUUGCACCAAACAAGCUUUGUAAAGUUAAAAAAAAAAA
Molecule: messenger RNA, 4519 nt
Organism: Hippocampus comes (tiger tail seahorse)
Lineage: Eukaryota; Metazoa; Chordata; Actinopteri; Syngnathiformes; Syngnathidae
Gene: pcnx4
Product: pecanex 4
Exons: 11
Coding region: 241-3897 (1218 amino acids)
Cellular component (GO): membrane
Source: RefSeq, a predicted model, not a curated record